AGAGAGAGAGAGAGAGAGAGAGAGAGAGAGAGAGAGAGGGGAAGAUCCUGUUGAAGACUUCCUGAAUGGGCCACAAUGCCGGAGUGGACAAGAACAACAGCAGGAGAAGAAUGAGACUUCACCAACACACAGGUGCCCAGUUUCUGUUCUCCCAAUUGGAUACGUUGAGAAUGGAUGAGGAUUCUGUUCUGCCAGGCGUGUAUGUCGUCCAGCAUGAAAGUCAGCUUGUGAAAAGGGAUCUAUGAAGAUAGCGCCACAAGUCUUCAGCUGAUGCACCUCUCCAAGACUUACCUAUUAGAAAGAAAAGUUCGGUCUAAAGGAGCUUCAAAGGAUAGACAAAAUGUGUCAUGUCAUUGUAACAUGCCGGUCUAUGCUUUGGACCUUGUUGAGCAUUGUGGUGGCUUUUGCUGAGCUAGUGGCCAUCAUGAGUCCUGAUUGGUUAGUCGGGAUACACCACCCUUCUCAGUACAAUGCCUCAGCUACAGGACCACCGGAUCCUAAACCACCUACGCUUGGCCUGUACAGUCGCUGCAUCCGAGUGUUUCAGCAUAAGACGGUUGAGUGUGGACCAUAUGCUGCAGACUUUACAGAGAUUGCAAGUGGAUUCUGGCAGGCCUCUAUUAUAUUCCUGGUUGUUGGGAUCUUCCUGCUGUCCAUAGUGGGAUUCCUCGCAGUCUUUAGCAUGUGCUUUCAGAGCAUCCUGGGGAAAAGCAUCUUUAAUGUGUGCGGCCUACUUCAAGGCAUAGCAGGCCUGUUCCUGAUGCUCGGACUGAUGCUUUACCCAGCAGGCUUUGGAUGUGAUAAAGUGGUCAGCUACUGUGGCCCUGAAGCUUCUCCGUAUAAACCAGGCCAGUGUUCAGUGGGCUGGGCUCUCUACACCGCGAUAGGAGCUACGGUGCUCACUUUCAUCUGUGCCAUGUUCUCUGCCCAAGCUGAGAUUGCCACCUCCAGCGACAAGGUUCAAGACGAGAUAGACGAAGGCAGGACGCUCGUCUGUGUGCUGUGAAAUGUCUUGUGUCUAUAGGAGAAAUGAUUCUCUCAGAGUUAUUAGCUCUAAGUUUACAUUGUUUUGCUAAGGCCGCAUUGCUGCGCUCGUUACCAAGACCGGUGCGGUCUUACACAGAGCUCUCUUUGUGAUAGAUUUCUGAGAGACUGUAACUUGAUGACAGAUGAGAGCAAUGAGAGUAAUAACACCUUUUACUGCACAAUCUCUUGAUUCUGUUUUUUUUUUUUUUUGCCAAAUUCUAAAUGCACAGUUACUUAUAAAAAGUAGUAUUUUAAAAAUGUAAUAGCUUGAUAAUACUGUAAAUCGUAUAAAAGGUAAGAAUUGUAGGCUAUGAAGUAUGAGCUAUGAAUAUAAGAAGAUGCCUAGCAGCUGUAUAUCAUACAUAUUAGGAACAUAAAUUUCACCUGAAAGUAAAAAUCACUUGGGAAUGUCCUGAGGAGCAUUAUCUGAGGUGAAGUUAUGAUUCUUCAGGUUUCAUUACCUUAGAAUCAAGGAAACCAGCAAGAACAAGUUUUUAUGGCUUCUGAAUUUCAUUUAUUCCUGUUUAUGUACUUCUAUUUAGCUCAAAUAAUCCACUUAGAGCUCAAGGAAGCACUAAUAUGUUGUAAUGAUUGUAUCCCGCAGUGUUAGAAACAGAGCGUUCUCUGUUCAUAAAGGUACAACAGCCGUGAAUGCGACAUCUGUAACAAUAUGUGAGCCCAUUUACCAAUAUUCUUCUUUGUUGCUAUUUUUUAUUUUUUUUUAAAGGUAUCCAGUCAUUCCUGAGGGUAGGUUUAAUGUUCCAGGAACAAACUCUGUAGAGUAGGUAAAACAUCAUUUAUUUUUUAGCUUUAUCUAUAUUUAGUUCUUUUUAGUUGUGAUGGCAACAGGCGACAUAUGUAGUGCAAAUAAAACAGAAUGCUGCAUUUCAUUCUUAUCAUUCUCACACACACGUUUGUCAAACUGUUUAAUGCAGGAGCUCAAUAGAUCUUUUUCUGCGGUCUCAUAUAACUCUUGCUGCCUUUAUUUUUUUUCCAUGUAUUUGUUAUAUUAACAAACAUAUUUUGUAUUUUUUUUAUAUCUGUUGCUGUGCUUUUAGUAAGCAGUAUGAAUUAAAAUUUUAGAAUAAAA
Tachysurus vachellii is the source of this 2116-nucleotide messenger RNA. RefSeq names its product LHFPL tetraspan subfamily member 2b (gene lhfpl2b). The record is from RefSeq and is a predicted model, not a curated record. The transcript has 3 exons. Gene Ontology annotation, cellular component: membrane. NCBI's taxonomy places the organism in Eukaryota, Metazoa, Chordata, Actinopteri, Siluriformes, Bagridae. The coding region runs from base 341 to 1006 and encodes 221 amino acids.